AUGAAGCAAAUUCAGAGGGUUCUCUUUGUUUGCAAGAGCCGCAUCCGUCCUGUUAAUGUUGUGAGGUCACCAUCUAUACAAACGAUACGAAGCUCUUCUAGCCAACCCUCUGCACAUCAAUGGAGGUCCAGGCUCGGAUUCGGCCUUGCUGGCGCGGUGAUAGGAGUUGUCGGCACGGCACUUGCAUUAAGUCGAGGAUCUUUGGCUGGGAGCAAGCUCUCAAAUGGUUCAGAGGUCGUCGAAGAUAACCCACAGCUGCACCUUCCUUCCAAAUAUGCAGACAAUCAGACCAUGCAAACGGCCUUGAGAGAGAUACAAGAAGCGCUCGGCGAGGGUACGGUUAGCAUAGAUGAAGACGACCUCGAAACGCAUGGCUAUUCCGAGUGGUCAACUUCGAACACAACAGCUCGGCCGAUGGCUGUAAUCACGCCGAGAUCGACUGAUGACGUUUCCACCAUUGCCAAAAUCUGUAACAGGUAUAGAGUUCCCCUUAUUGCCUAUGGUGCAGGCUCAAGCGUUGAAGGCCAUAUCUCUGCACCUUUCUCCGGCUUCAGCAUCGACAUGUCUGGUAUGAAUGACAUUCUUGUUUUCCAUGAAGAUGAUAUGGACGUUGUGGUCCAGCCGGGAGUCAACUGGGUUGACCUCAACGAGAAACUUAAACCUUCUGGGCUGUUCCUACCUCUCGACCCUAGUCCUACGGCGCAUAUUGGGGGGAUGGUGGCUACCAAUUGCAGCGGCACGAACGCAAUGAGAUAUGGUACUAUGAAAGAUUGGGUCCUCAACCUAACAGUGGUCCUUGCGGAUGGUACGAUCAUCAAGACUAGGCGUCGACCGCGGAAGACAUCAGCCGGAUAUAAUCUGACUGCAUUGUUCACUGGCUCCGAAGGAACCCUAGGCAUCAUCACAGAAAUUACGUUGAAGUUGGCCGUUAUCCCCCCCGCGUCUGCCGUGGCUACUGUAUCGUUUCCUACUGUGAGGGAUGCUGCGGCGGCCGCCUCGAAGAUGAUGCGCCAAGGUCUUUCCCUAGGUGCUCUGGAACUGAUGGAUGACGAGCAGAUGAGAAUUGUCAACCAAGCCGGAGGAACAGGAAAGAAAUCGUGGAAAGAGCUCCCGACGUUGUUCUUGAAGUUUUCAGGAACAAAGGACGUAAUAAGUGAUAGCAUCUCAAGUGUUAGAGCAAUUGCUCGAAAUUUUAAGGGAGAGGGAUUGGAAGUGGUCACAACAGAGCAGGAAAUGCAGGAUUUGUGGUCCGCCAGAAAACUGGCACUAUGGUCGAUGCUCGCUGUGCGUCCGGAGGGUACUCAAAUGUGGGGCACCGACGUCGCAGUACCUCUUUCUCGCAUGGCGGAAAUCAUUGAGUCUUCGAAGCAGAACUCUUCCAAACUUGGGCUUUUUUCAAGUGUUUUGGGACACGUGGGAGACGGAAACUUUCAUCAAACCGUGAUGUACAAUCCCAACGAGCCUGAGCAGGUGGAGGCUGUGAAAGAGUGCGUGGAUGAGAUGAUUUUGGAAGCCCUAGAGAUGGAAGGCACCGUUUCAGGGGAGCAUGGAAUAGGCCUUGGGAAAAAGCACUGCUUGAUGAAGGAGCUCGGUCCCGUCACCGUGGGAGUUAUGAAAGCUCUCAAAACGACUCUCGACCCGCACUGGAUCUUGAAUCCUGGCAAAGUUUUCGAUGAAUGA
This is a messenger RNA of Fonsecaea multimorphosa CBS 102226, 1680 nucleotides long. RefSeq lists its product as uncharacterized. Bases 1 to 1680 code for a protein of 559 amino acids. The transcript is spliced from 2 exons. Gene Ontology annotation, cellular component: mitochondrion. The record is from RefSeq and is a predicted model, not a curated record. Gene Ontology annotation, molecular function: FAD binding; D-lactate dehydrogenase (cytochrome) activity; D-lactate dehydrogenase (NAD+) activity. Lineage: Eukaryota; Fungi; Ascomycota; Eurotiomycetes; Chaetothyriales; Herpotrichiellaceae. Gene Ontology annotation, biological process: lactate catabolic process.